Messenger RNA from Frieseomelitta varia, 2936 nucleotides. Its product is annotated as alanine aminotransferase 1. Lineage: Eukaryota; Metazoa; Arthropoda; Insecta; Hymenoptera; Apidae. The coding region runs from base 621 to 2249 and encodes 542 amino acids. Gene Ontology annotation, molecular function: pyridoxal phosphate binding; L-alanine:2-oxoglutarate transaminase activity. Gene Ontology annotation, biological process: biosynthetic process. The transcript is spliced from 6 exons. The record is from RefSeq and is a predicted model, not a curated record.
UAACCUAUGAUCUGAUUUACGCCAGUAAAUGGAAAGAGUGUGUGUUCAUCUCGGGGGUCGCAUUUUGCGCACGCUCCGUUCUGCAGCGAGAGCACGCAGACGAACGUGGUUGGAGUAUCACCACCGGGGGACAAGUAUCACCACUAGCGAAUUCGUGGAAGCUAACGGCGAUCACGUCUGAACCCUCCGUGAAACUGAUAAACGCAUUCAUUCCGGCUGGCCGAAUGAGGUUUUAAGGUGAGAGAACGGUGCAACGCGUGUCGGGCGAGGAAUGCGUAAGGAAAGCUUUCUAGAGGUCCCCGAGAUCCUUCUCUUUAAUCCGCGACAGAGCAUGAAACUUAAAAGCCAGACCCGUGAUAUGCGUCUCAAAGACGAUGGUCCAACGUGAGUUGACUGACUUGAAGCACUUAGAAACAAAGCAUACUUGUGAUAGAAGACUAGUAACCGUUCCAUCGAGUUUGUUGGUCUGGUGGUUCUGUCCAACACGCUAUUGGUUAUUCCAACUAGGGAAGCGCCCUGCGCAUGCGCGGACGUCCUUUCCCCCACCCUACGAUCGUCAAGCGAAUUAGCGGAAACGUCUGGUAACUGGAAGUAAAAAGAGAGGACCGACCGGUGAAACGAUGCCGCAGGCACGCUGGUGGAACGCUGUUAUCGCGAGCAGUCGGCCUAGGACGUGGGAACAACUGACUGCUUCCGGGGGGUCAGGGACGUCGAGAGGCAGAACAUCUGCACGUUUGACGGCUACUGAGUCGGUAGUCCACCGGCCGGCUUCCGACAGAAUACAUUGUCGCGGCAUGGCGAGUGGUCCACCUGGGAGUAAGGUCCUCACCGAGGACAAUGUCUUCACCAACCUUCGAAAAAUGGAAUAUGCAGUGCGUGGUCCUCUCCUUCUGCGCGCUCUCGAGAUCGAGAAGGAACUCCAAAAGGGAGCUAAAAAGCCAUUCAAGGAGGUGAUAAAAGCGAACGUGGGGGAUGCACACGCUAUGGGCCAGCAGCCUAUCACCUUCUUGAGGCAAGUACUGACCUUGACGGUGUCGCCAAACCUUCUCAAUGAUCCUAGUUAUCCCGAGGACGCGAAAGAACGAGCCAGGACUAUAUUGUGCCAGUGUAAAGGAGGCAGCGUUGGUUCGUACUCGGAAUCGGCGGGAAUCGAGGUCAUCCGGAAACAUGCUGCGCAAUACAUUCAAGAUCGUGAUGGGAUUCCCUCUGAUUAUCAUAACAUCAUCCUCUCGAACGGCGCCUCAGAUGGAAUCAAAUCUUUUCUGAAACUGUUCAAUGAGAAAGUAGAUGGAAAACCAUCGGGGGUGAUGAUCCCAAUUCCACAAUACCCUCUAUACUCUGCCACUCUGGCUGAAUUUGGCUUGGCCCAAAUUGGUUACUAUCUCAAUGAGGAGAACAAGUGGGCGUUGGAUAUUUCCGAAUUAGAUAGAGCAUUAAGUGAAUCAAGGAGAAUAUGUAACCCUCGUGUGUUGGUCGUAAUAAAUCCUGGUAAUCCAACUGGACAAGUCCUUACGCGGACCAAUAUCGAAGAUAUCAUCCGGUUCGCCUAUAAAAACCAUUUGUUCCUAUUGGCUGACGAAGUUUAUCAGGAUAAUGUUUAUGAUAAAGACAGUGCCUUCCACUCGUUCAAGAAGGUGAUGACAGAGAUGGGAGAACCUUACUGUAAAAUGGAGCUGGCUUCAUUCAUGUCUGUAUCUAAAGGUUACAUGGGAGAAUGUGGAAUCCGCGGCGGGUACGGGGAAUUUGUCAACAUGGAUCCUAAAGUAAUGGCGAUAUUGUUAAAGUCGAUCUCAGCGAUGCUGUGUCCUACUGUUCUUGGUCAGGUAGUGAUGGAUGUUGUGGUAAAUCCCCCAAAACCGAAUGAGCCAUCCUAUCAAUUGUUUGAAAAGGAAAAGCAGCACACUUUAUGCUCUUUAGCAGAGAGAUCUCAGUUGGUAGUUGAUACUUUAAAUAGCAUUCCAGGUUUUAAGGUUAACCCAGCUAUGGGUGCAAUGUACGUAUUUCCGCGAAUCGAAUUGCCCAAAAAAGCCAUAGCAGCAGCGGAGAAAGAAGGUCAACAACCUGAUGUCUUCUACGCGUUUAAACUAUUGGAGUCUACCGGAAUCUGCGUAAUACCGGGUUCCGGUUUUGGACAGCGACCUGGAACCUAUCACUUCAGAACGACUAUCUUGCCACAAAAGGAAAAAAUGAAAAUGAUGCUCGAGAGUCUAAAGCAAUUUCACAUUAGAUUCCUCGAAGAGUACAAAUAAUGAAUAUAAUGGAAAUUUUCAUGCAUUUUAUUUCAUCCUGAACGUGUCAGGGUUAUGGAUAUCAUACGGCAGUAUUAAAUUUCCAUAAAAUUGUCACAAAUUUAUUCGGAGGAAUUUUCAAAUGUAUAUUAUUUUGCAUUUUCCAACGAAGAAAUAUUAUAAAAUGAAUUUAUAGAAUUAUAUUAGAUCUGUUGUGUCUGGCACCGAAGGGAUUAUAUGAUUCUAUGUAAAUGUAUUAUCUACACGAAAUGAAAUUCACAAUUCAUCGAAUACUUGUAUAUAGUAUAUUGUAGUUACGUUUGAAAGAUCGUACGACAUAGAAUCGAUGAGCUUAUUAUUUCACAACCGUUGGAAUGUAUGGUGGGUGUUUGUACGUGUGUACUAUAAUUCGCGGAUAACUGACAAUGUUUUUUAUAAUACAACGAUAUUGCCAGAUUACAUUGCAAACAAAUUAUAUUGAAAACUUGCAUUGAACAGACUAUAACUUGUUUAGAGGUCUAGAGAAAUAAAUUGUUAACGUAUAAGCAGGAUAUACGUAUAUGUAGAUGAACCUGAAAAUGAAGUUCACCCACCAGAGAAGAUUUAUGUGUUCACAUUUGUCAAAGAUCCUCGACGUUAAUAAAAAAAAAAAGUUCAGCAUACUGAAUAUUUUAGUAAUUAAUACUGACACGUAAACAAAAUACGUAA